GUCAACGACUUCCGCGAAUGGAAAGCAUUUGGUACGGGCGGGACUCCGCCAACCUGGGCAGGAUACAUGCGCAUGUCGAAACUGCGGGCUCGACGCGCCCUCACCAAGAACAACCGCCACCACAACCUCCGCGAUCCCGCCCCGCUCCAGAAGACGGGGCCCUCCUACCUGCCCACGGGCACGCUCCCGCUCCGCUCGGGCCCGCGACCACGCAUGAUGCCGCGGACCCUCCCGCAGCGCCAGUACCCGGAGCCCAUCGACCCGUCCGUGCAGGCGCGGCUGCGCGCCCUCGUCCGCGACCUGGCCACCGCCCACCCGGAGCUCUUCGACCUGAUGCCCUCGCACACCGAGGGCCGCACCACCGACGGCCUGUACGCCCGUCGCAACCUGCCCACCUUGAACCCGCUGGCGGGCGACCGCAUCCUCAGCUACGAGAUCGCGCACAUGCACCCGGCCGAGAACAGCCUGCAUGUCUGGCUGAGUGACGUCGAUGCCCGCGAGGUCAUCGAGAAGGGCUGGGGCCAGCGGUUCCCCCUGCCGGCCGUGCCGCAGGGUUGGGUCAUGGUGUAUGCGCCCCGGGACGAGGGGGAGAUGGAUAUCGUGGAGGGCGUGGUGAGGGCCGCGGCGCGGUGGGUCACCGGUGUUAUGGUCUAA
Aspergillus fijiensis CBS 313.89 is the source of this 654-nucleotide messenger RNA. RefSeq lists its product as uncharacterized. The record is from RefSeq and is a predicted model, not a curated record. Lineage: Eukaryota; Fungi; Ascomycota; Eurotiomycetes; Eurotiales; Aspergillaceae. The annotation marks the transcript as partial. The transcript is spliced from 2 exons.